AUGGCUGAGCAAACGAGGGUCGAAGAGCUUGAAAGGCUCUUACGAGAAGCUCAGCUACGCGCCGAGAGAGAACAGCAACGCGCCGAGACGGCGGAACAGCAGACCCGUGCUACAACGUUGGACGAGUAUAUCGCGGCUUGCCAUAGCCUAGUGUUUUCGAGAUUCGAGGUCGAGACGGACAAAUCGCUUACCUCAAAAGGCUCAAUCACAAACCCAAGGAAUAAGCUAUGUCCAACGAGCCUCAAGCCUUGGCCAGACUUCCUGGAGCAACAGAGAGUCGCCUUCGGCGUACUCUAUGACGCGCUUCCCGCGCAGACGCGUCUUUUCGAGUCCCGAAACUUCUUGUCCGGACUUGGAGACAGAAUUUCCCAGCGGCCGAUUGCGAAUGAGAAAGACCUCGAGACCUUCCUUCAUAACAGCGUCGAGGAUCCAGUCAGAUCCAUUCUGCAUCAGCUUAAGGAGGUGGAGCAAGUGCAAAGCGUUUACGGAAUUGGGGGUGGCAUCAUAUUCGAGAAUCACCCUAGUGCCAUAAGCGAUGUAUCCGAAGAAGUCGUCCACCGUGAAAUGUCAUCACCACCCAGAACACCUGAUCAGGGACGACUUUCGAAUCAACUUCGCCCCGACCAAAUAUGUGUUUACCGAUCUGAAGAUGGCAAGUCGACAAGACGCAGCAUGAUCUACGUUUGCGAAUACAAGGCACCUCACAAACUGACAGCGCCCCAUCUUCGUGUUGGCCUGCGACCGAUGAAUGUAUAUAAGGAAGUUGUCAACCGCAAGACGAUCCCUACCUCGGCGGAUCCGGAAGGCCGUUUCCAAUACCAUGCGGAAAAACUAACCACCGCUGCCAUAUCGCAAACGUAUCACUACAUGAUCGAGGGCGGACUCGACUACGGGCUGCUGACAACGGGUGAGACGAUUGUGUUCCUCAAAAUUGAUUGGGAGGAUCCGCAGACACUCUACUAUCAUCUAGCCGAGCCCGGGCCUGAGGUGUCGGCGCAUCCGAACCAUUUCCACUCUUGUACUGCUGUCGGGCAGUAUCUAGCCUUCACCCUGGUCGCCUUGGGUCAACCCGGCCAAAGGCGGGAGCACGGCCAGGAGGAGCGUCGCCUUGCGAUUCAGGGGCUGAAGACGUGGGCAGAAGAUUUUGAGAGCACGCUGCGUUCUAUUCCAGCCAGCGAGCGGUCCGCGCCAAGUGGCUUUUCGGACUAUGAGCCUACUACCUACGAGGGUAUUGAUCGAUCGCCAUAUCCAUUUCGUCACGACCGACGGCCUGUUAGUGAUAAGGACCAACCCGACAGGCAGCCUGCAAGACGGGACUCGCCAGAGUCCUCAGAUGAUGAAUCAAGAAGCAACCUCCCAGACACACCGAGUCCCGCUGAACGGCGAACCGGGAGUCGAGAGCAGGGAACCCGACGAAGCCAGAGGAUCCAUGCUCAACGUCCACGAGGAGCCGCGGCACGAGGCGGUAGUGAGUAUACGAGACAAUACUGCACGCAGAAAUGUCUGGUCGGAAUGGUUAGAGGGCGUUUACUCGAUAUACGUUGUCCCAACGUAACGCUUCACAAGAGAUGGCGGGGUCCCCUGGGUCCUCCCCAGGGUGGGAUCAUCUCCCAUCAUCCUGUCAGCCAUCGCCAGUGGCUACAGCUUCUGAGGAAACAGCUCGAAGAUUCUCUUGACAACGGGGUGACCCCUCUAUGCGAGGGUGGUGCACGGGGUGUACUAUUCCAAGUCACUUUGCUCGCCUAUGGCUAUACUUUCAUCGGUAAGGGGACUGUCCGGGCGUUUAUCGAGGAUCUCGAGCACGAAGCCGCAGUUUACGAUCGCCUCAAAGCGGUGCAAGGGAUCAAUGUGCCUGUUUUUUUAGGCACCAUGGACCUCCGAUCCAUGAACAAAAUCUACUAUUAUGACCACCGGGUCUACGUAGUGCAUGUGAUACUCCUCUCAUGGGGCGGGUACAAGCUAAGCGAUAUUGAGAAUGUCAAUGGCAUGGGCAAGACUCUGGCAGAUGGGGCAUUGCGAUCGUUGCAAUCGAUACAUCGAGAAGGUGUUGUCCACAAGGAUGUGCGAGCAGCCAACAUGCUAUUCAAUCCUGAGACGAAUCGUGUAAUGGUCAUUGACUUCGAAAGAUCAUUGCUCGUGCAGCCGCCUCGGCGUGCCCUAGCUCAAUUAGUACCCAACAAGAGGGCAUGGAACAGUGAGACAACUGAGAAAAGAAAGGGCAGAGUUCGAGUCUCCGGUCAGCAACAAGGGUGUGGAGAUGUUGUGGAAGACAUUUCGAUGGCGAGGUCGGCAUUCUCAGAACUCAAUUGCUUGGGUGGAGACCAAGACGACGAGAAGUCGGCCAGCCCCGAGCUUGGUGUGGGACGAUCCGCAACGAUGGAGGAGGAUGGUAGUUGUGGGUACCACUCUACGGAGCUGGCAACAACCGUUGCACUACCCAACCCGCUAAACGAGACAGAAGACCGAAGCAUGGACCAUUUCGGAAACGCAGGCCAUGGCAACCAAAGAGAUGUCUCACGCAGAGAAGAAGAAGCAGGUGGCGGAUCCCCUGCUUUUCUGAACGACCAUAGCAACGCAAACGACUCAGACACUAUAUUUAUCACUGGCAACGAUGUGGUGUCAGACUCCCAAUCAGAGUCGGCUUGGGACUUAGGUGCCGAAGUUCGAAAAGUGCCGGAUAAUCACCCUUGUGCGAUUGAGGCCAGUUCUCGGUCAGCAAAGGAAUUCCUGGAGAAUGUUUGGAGCCGCCGGUGUGGCUGCGAACCUGAAGAGCGUCGUCCAGGUCCAGAAGCCAAUAAUAGGUUCAGCCUUGAACAAAUGGCCUGUUACUGGAAAGAACUUGGCGUUCCGGACGCCCUCAGCCCUUCAUCUCCAGGCCCGUCUCAAAUAGGCUAUCAUGAUAAUGAUGAUCUUGACUGGUCCAUCUUCGCCCUCACAUUGUGCGUGCUCAGCGGGUGCCGUACCUCUGCUGAGAGCAAGUACAGCCUCAUCAAUGCCGACCACACGCUCCUGACGGCGUCGUUUGGGGAAGAUUGCGUCAAAGCUGGCAUCUCCGUCAUCCCUGACUUAUACAAGACGGGUCUGGCAGGCGCAUGCAGAGUCAAAGACGGCUCUGCCACCUGCGAAUCCUCGCCUCCCGGCCACCCAUCCCUGAACUGGAUUGACAUGUUCGAGUCCGACCUCAACCUCGCUGCUUCCGCAAACACCACGACUCCAAGACCCCCAGGCUCCUCCAACUCCACCAUAGCCCACUGCCUCAACGUCAUCGCCUCAAACCCCGUCGACCACGCCUACAACAACCGCCUUGCCUCCGCCCUCCUCGCGCUUCUCGCCAUCUGCAUCGUCCUCAACAUCGCCACCACCGCUGUCGCGCUAUUCAGUGUCUCCGCGUUCGCCUUGCCCGUCUUCUUCCCGGGGCUGGUGGAUGAGAUCCUCCUCGUCACAUGUCUGGGCAUCUACCUGGGAAUCAUGAACCACGAGGCCGGGUCGUACAUCAUGCAGGAUCACCAGCACGAUAUCGACGGAAAGGCGGUGUUAGGGGUCGGUUUCUGGUUGUUGCUGAGCACCUUCGCCGUGCGUGCUUUGUCGAUGCCAGCGCUGUUGGCGACAACGGUGUUGGUUGCGGUGUCGAUCCCGCUCGUGGUGAUUUCGCUGGUUUUAUGUGUUGUUGGGUGUGCGGAGGCGGUGGCCGGUACGGUGGAGUUUGUUCCAGUUAUUUACUACUUUUGA
Molecule: messenger RNA, 3729 nt
Organism: Pochonia chlamydosporia 170
Lineage: Eukaryota; Fungi; Ascomycota; Sordariomycetes; Hypocreales; Clavicipitaceae
Product: protein kinase-like domain
Exons: 4
Coding region: 1-3729 (1242 amino acids)
Biological process (GO): protein phosphorylation
Molecular function (GO): protein kinase activity
Source: RefSeq, a predicted model, not a curated record